UCACAUCACCUCAUCUCUUCAACAUGGACAACUAACUUUUUCGAUUCCAUUUUCGUCCAUAUUUUCUGUCAUCAUGAUCCAAGGCGUCACCGAGAUCGCCGCUGUGGCUGUGGGCCUCCUGGGACUCAUCGGCGCAGCGGCCACCACCGGCAUGCCCAUGUGGAAGGUGACGGCUUUCAUUGGCGAGAAUAUAAUCGUCAUGGAAACUCGCUGGGAAGGUCUUUGGAUGAACUGCUACCGUCAAGCCAACAUCAGGAUGCAAUGUAAAGUCUACGAUUCGUUACUGUUCUUACCACCGGAACUCCAAGCUGCCAGGGGACUUAUGUGUUGCUCCCUUGCGUUGUCAGGAUUGGGCCUUCUUGUCGCCUGCGCCGGAUUGAGAUGCAUCACUUGCUUCCAGGCCAACGAGCGAGUCAAAACGUUAAUUUUGAUGACAGCCGGCGCCAUGCAACUUGCAGCUAGCGUUUGCGUCUUCAUCCCUGUAUCUUGGACAGGUCACGUCAUCAUCCGCGACUUUUACAACCCUUUGCUGAUCGACGCCCAAAGGAGAGAACUCGGAGAGGCGCUCUACAUCGGCUGGGUCACCGGGGCGGUCUUGUUUGCGUCGGCCAUGUUGUUCCUGUGCCGGAAAUUCCCAUCGGAAAAGGGUUCGUUUGACAUUUACCAUCCCGUGAACUUGCUACGCUACAAGCAACAGCCAAAUCACGUUCCGAUGAUGAGGUAUGAUCCGCUUUCGACGGUGUCCAGCCUUUCUGCACCUCCGAAUUCUGCCUCGACUCGGACUUCCACGCACAGAUCGCCAAUCAACGCUCCGAUAGUUUAUAACCCAGGUUUGCCAGAUACCGCGGUGUUGCAGUACCAAGCGAACUUAGCGCACCAGUCUUCCAUGAGGAGUUCCAGCCAUCCGCACAGCAUGUACACACCGGGGAAUUCAUUAUACGCCAGCCACAACACGGUGCCGUUGACGUACACCACUCAGACCGGCAAUCCUUCCACAUCAUAUCAGUCCAGUUUCUACCCCGUUCCACAAACUCCGGUUUUCAUUGGUUAUAAUACUUCCAUAGUGCAUCGUCCGAGCGUGACUAGUUCUGGGAUGUAUAUUUGAGGGCCUUAAAGGACACAUAACACAAUUUUUUUCAUUUAUGUUGUUACUGGGCAUGGUACAAGAUCUUAUGCCACAAGAUUUCGCGAGAGAAAAUCGCAGACACAUGAGAAAAAUUUUCUCGUGAGAUUUUUACCCCAAGUGUUUACAUUUGGAUUGGGUGUUCGUUAGUUCCAUAUUUUAAAGUUACAAAAAGUGGUACUAGAAAGGAAACAAAAAUAUGAACUCAAAUAAAAAAAAUUGUGAGGCCAAAAUUGGAAACUGAAUGGGGAAAUUUGUAUAUUAGGAAUGUCUUGGCUCGUUCUCGUGGGCCCAGUCUCGUAUCUCGUCUCGUUUUGUGGAAAUCAUGUCUCGUCCCACCCCUCGUUGUUACCUGUUACAACCCAUGGCUCAAGCGCAAUGUACCACAGAGGGUUGUUCGGCGUCCUGUGGAGAGGAUGUAAUAAUGAUACACUCUUAAGAAACUAUUUGUUCAUUAUAAGUCAAGUCUCACUUCAAGCUUCAAGCCUGAAAGGACUCAUUAGAGACUUUGUGGACGGAAGGUUCUACGACUCUAUGCCCAGGACUGUGGAGUAAGGCGCAAUCAGGCAUGUCAUGAUUAUUUGGGGAUUCAACAUGGAUUUAAAAGCAAAAGAAAGAAUUCAGAAUCAGUUUUUAUAUCAAAAAGUAAACUAAAAUGUAAAGUGUUUUUCUAUCUAUUUGAUUAUGCUACUUCAUGAUUCAGAAGGUUUAAUUUCAAAACGCUGACCACACACUAGAGGAAUGGUGAUCGAUUAGACAAUGACUAUGAAAGAGAAUUAAAGAUUUCACAUUUGUUUGGUAGAGGUCACAAUAACUGUAAAUGAUUGUAAAAUUGUGAUGUUUCUUCUCACAAUAGUUGUAACCUGAAAUUUCCCCAUUAUGUUGCAAAUACUGUUUAUAUCCUCCUGUGACCCGAAGAAAAAAAGUGUAUUGCAAUAUAAAUAUUUUUUGUGAUUUUCUAUUUGGAUUAACCUUUUGUUAAUUUUAAUUUUAUGAGUUUUGUCUGUAAUGGACACCGGGGACAUUUUGGUGUUAAAUCCAUGUGAAGUUAACAACCUAACAAAACAACUCUGACCACCUUCUACAGUUUUUAAACUCAACUUCUAAUUUCUUUUCUAUUAUUUUUUUCUAUAGUGCAGCCACAAACUGGACAUGGACAAACUGGACAUUGUACCCUAUAAUCCUCCAGCCCUAUUUAGACAGAGGAAUCUAGUCCCCCUCAAAACAUUUAAAAGAUCGACUGGUAAACUCAGUGUCCACUAUAAAAGACACAAAUGAAUGGCCCGGGUCUCAGGAGGAUAUUGUAUUCCUAUUGUAUUCCAUAUUGCUCAAUAAUUAAAAAGAAUACACAUAAAUUAUACUUUUGAAAUCAGCCUAUAAGGUUUUUCUGGUUUAAAGGUGCACUAUGUCUUUGCUCUAUCAGGAAUGUUCUACAGCUACACAGUUCUACCUUACACUUCUUGGCUACAGG
Messenger RNA from Boleophthalmus pectinirostris (great blue-spotted mudskipper), 2594 nucleotides. Its product is annotated as claudin-8-like. Gene Ontology annotation, biological process: cell adhesion; bicellular tight junction assembly. Lineage: Eukaryota; Metazoa; Chordata; Actinopteri; Gobiiformes; Gobiidae. The coding region runs from base 74 to 1105 and encodes 343 amino acids. Gene Ontology annotation, molecular function: structural molecule activity. The record is from RefSeq and is a predicted model, not a curated record. The transcript has a single exon. Gene Ontology annotation, cellular component: bicellular tight junction; plasma membrane.